AUGGAUUACCAAGGGGGCGCUGGCCCGCAAAAGAAGAAGCGUGCGUAUGCCGCUCAGGCUUAUGAGUUCGGCGCCAAUGCUGCUGGCGCUGUGCCGCCGCCCAUGGGCGGCGUUCCGGCCGCGGUGGUAGACCCGCUGGCAGGACAGUUUGGACAGAUGAAUCUGGGAGCACAGCAGCCGGCGCAGGUCUAUGGGCAGCCUCAGCAGCCCAUGAUGCAGCCCAUGAUGCAGCCAAUGCAGGCGCCGAUGCCUCCCCAACAUCCCCAGAUGAAUCAGCUCGUCACCACCGAUCUGAUCAGUGCGCCGUUCAAUGUCUACGAGCUCGACCAGCCACCACCGCCUAUCAAUCUUCCUCCAAACACUAGUGUUACUCCCUCCGAGUUCGCCAACUGCCCUCCCAAAUACGUCCGCUCGACGCUAAACAGCAUUCCGACCACCCAUUCUUUGCUCAAAAAGUCGCGGUUACCGCUCGCUCUUGUCAUCCAGCCAUACACUUCCUUGCACGAUGCGGAGGACCCGGUGCCCGUGGUUCCUGACCAGGUCAUUUCUAGAUGUCGGAGAUGCCGUUCCUACAUCAACCCCUUCGCGACUUUCCUGGACCACGGCCACCGCUGGCGCUGCAACAUGUGCAACCUGACAAACGACGUCCCUCAGGCUUUUGAUUGGGAUGCUGCUACCCAGCAGAGCGUGGACAGGUGGCAGAGGCCGGAGCUCAACUACUCCGUCGUAGAAUUUGUGGCUCCGCAGGAGUACAUGGUUAGGCCUCCGCAGCCUUUGGUCUACCUGUUCUUGUUCGAUGUUAGCUAUGCUGCGGUUACUAGCGGACUGCUGGCUACGGCUGCUCGUUGCAUUCUCGAGAGCCUUGACCGGAUACCCAAUGCGGACCGGAGGACGCGCCUGGGUUUCAUGGCUGUGGACUCUAGCCUGCAUUACUUCUCCAUCCCCCGCGAUGGCGGCGAGAACAGCGAUCCCAGAAUGUUGGUUGUUAGCGAUCUCGAUGAGCCUUUCCUUCCUACGCCCGAGGAUCUGCUUGUCAACCUUUCGGAAUGUCGCGCCAAUGUGGAGACCUUCCUGGACAAGCUCCAGUCCAUGUUCCAGGAUACUCAGAACGCUGGCUCUGCCAUGGGCUCGGCUCUGCGUGCGGGCCACAAGCUUAUUUCCCCGGUUGGCGGAAAGAUCACGGUGCUCAGCGCGUCACUCCCGAACGUUGGUUACGGCAAACUCGAGAUGAGGGAGGAUAAGAAGGUGCUUGGUACUAGCGGUGAAGGCAAGCUGCUGCAGACUGCCAACAGCUUCUACAAGAGUUUUGCGGUGGAGUGCUCGAAGAACCAGGUUUCGAUUGACAUGUUCCUCUUCUCCUCUCAGUACCAGGACGUUGCGACGCUCUCCAACCUGCCGAGAUACACUGGUGGACAGACUUGGUUCUACCCUGGGUGGAACGCAGCAAGGAGCGAGGAUGCGAUCAAGUUCGCUCGCGAGUUCAGUGAUUAUCUGUCCUCCGAGAUUGGUCUAGAGGCCGUGCUCCGUGUCAGAGCGACAACGGGUCUCCGCAUGAGCACAUUCUACGGCAACUUCUUCAACCGGAGCUCUGAUCUCUGCGCUUUCCCCGCCUUCCCCCGCGACCAAGCAUACGUUGUGGAGGUUGCUAUUGAUGAGACUCUGACGAAGCCCUUCGUCUGCAUGCAGACUGCAGUUCUCCACACGACCUGCAAUGGCGAGCGGAGAAUCAGAGUCUUGACCCUGGCAAUUCCCACGACCGACAACAUGGCUAACGUCUACGCGGGCGCUGAUGCGCAGGCAAUCACGCAGUACUUCAGUCACAAGGCUGUGGAGCGGGCUCUUGGAAGUGGACUUGACGCUGCUAGAGACGCGCUGCAGAGCAAGGUUAUUGAGAUUCUGCAGACUUACAAGAAGGAACUUGCUGGCGGCAAUAUUGGCGGCGGGCUGCAGCUGCCGGCCAACCUGAGGGCUCUUCCGGUGCUUUUCCUGGGCCUCAUCAAGAACGUUGGUCUGCGGAGAUCCGCGCAGAUCCCCUCUGAUCUUCGCGCUGCUUCGCUGUGCUUGCUCUCAACGCUGCCGCUGCCCCUGAUGAUCCAGUACAUCUACCCGCGGUUCUACUCGUUGCACGACAUGCCCGACGACGCCGGCGUGCCGGACCCAACCACGGGCGAGAUUCUGUUGCCGCCGCCCUGCAACCUGUCUUCGGAGCGCAUUGUGCCGUACGGGCUGUACCUGAUCGACGACGGGGUCAACCAAUUCCUGUGGGUGGGACGUGACGCGGUGCCGCAGCUGCUCAUCGACGUGUUUGGGGUGGACGACAAGAACGCGAUCAAGCAGGGCAAGUCGAGCAUGGCGAUUCUGGACAACGAGAUGAACGAGCGGGUGCGGGCGGUGAUUGAUAAGAGCAAGGAUCACCGGCUGAAGGGAGCGGGCAGCAUCACGGUGCCGACGCUGUACAUCAUCCGGGACGACGGCGACCCGAGCCUAAAGCUGUGGGCGCAGACGCUGUUGGUGGAGGACCGGGCGGACCAGGGCGUGAGUCUGCAGCAAUGGCUGGGCAUGCUGAGGGAAAAGGUGGUGCAAUAG
Aplosporella prunicola CBS 121167 is the source of this 2586-nucleotide messenger RNA. RefSeq lists its product as uncharacterized. Gene Ontology annotation, molecular function: SNARE binding; zinc ion binding. The transcript is spliced from 4 exons. The coding region runs from base 1 to 2586 and encodes 861 amino acids. Gene Ontology annotation, biological process: intracellular protein transport; COPII-coated vesicle cargo loading; endoplasmic reticulum to Golgi vesicle-mediated transport. NCBI's taxonomy places the organism in Eukaryota, Fungi, Ascomycota, Dothideomycetes, Botryosphaeriales, Aplosporellaceae. The record is from RefSeq and is a predicted model, not a curated record. Gene Ontology annotation, cellular component: COPII vesicle coat; endoplasmic reticulum exit site.